AUGGCACUCGCAUCGAAUCCCAUUCACCACCACUGGAUUGCCAGUUACCCUCGUGUGACCUGCAUUGUCCGCCCCUUGACCUGCAUUGACCGCCCCUUGACCUGCAUUGACCGCCCCUUGACCUGCAUUGACCGCCCCUUGACCUGCAUUGACCGCCCCUUGACCAGCAUUGACCGCCCCUUGACCAGCAUUGACCGCCCCUUGACCGGCCCCAGCACCUGCAGCCCUGUCACGCCGCCCGCCCCUUGUGUGCCGCCCAUCCCUCCUGCUCCUCUUGCCCCUGCUGCCGCCCCGGUUUCCCCUACCCCUACCAGCCCUCCCACACCUUGUACACCCCUCCCUUCUCCUGCUGUGUCUGCUACUACUGUACCUGCUGCUGCCGUUCCCACACCCACACUCCCACCUCCAGCCACACCCCCACCUCGUGCCAUCCCUCCCACUGCCCCCGUUUGCCCCACCGUCCCCAAUCCCCUCGAACCGAAUCCCGUUUCCCCCAUCCGUCUUCCCAUUGCCCCCAUUCCUGUACUCCCCAUGCCCACCACCGCUGUUCCCACCCCCGCCGUUCCCACCCCCGCCGUUCCCACCCCCGCCGUUCCCACCCCCGCCGUUCCCACCCCCGCCGUUCCCACCUCCGCCGUUCCCACCCCCGCCGUUCCCACCCCCGCCGUUCCCACCCCCGCCGUUCCCACCCCCGCCGUUCCCACCCCGCCGUUCCCACCCCCGCCGUUCCCACCCCCGCCGUUCCCAUCCCCGCCGUUCCCACCCCCGCCGUUCCCACCCCUGCUGUACCCCUACCCCAAACUCCUCCAGUUGACCCAAACCCCAUCGCUCCCACCCCAGGCCCCCCAAUUCCCACCCCCCCUGCGCCCGUCGCCCCCACACCCCCACUAUCACCCAAUCCCCCUGUCCCCGCUCCGGCCCCCACCACACCGACACCCGCAGCCACACCUGGCAGCCCCCCAAGCAGCGGUCUGUGAGGGGCGCAUUCCCCCCAGCAGGAGCGGCGGCCUGCAUGCCGGCGAGCUGGUGGUCAAUGGCCUGGGCGUGGGCGCGGCGGGAGAAGAGGGUCUGCAGGGCGGGGCUCAUGGCCUGGAAGGCGUGGGCAUCGAGGGGGCACUGCAGGAAGGCAUCGAUGGCCGCCACGCGCUGCGCGUCCGUCAGAGAGGGGAGGGCCUGCACGUCCUGCACUGCCUUCACCACACUGUCCGCCACUGCGUCUGGUGGGGGGGGAGAGAAGGGGAGGCCAAAGCUGUGUCCUCUGAUGGCUCAGAAGGAGCUUGA
Messenger RNA from Closterium sp. Naga37s-1, 1281 nucleotides. The record is from the annotation of a GenBank genome assembly. Lineage: Eukaryota; Viridiplantae; Streptophyta; Zygnematophyceae; Desmidiales; Closteriaceae.